This is a messenger RNA of Sitophilus oryzae (rice weevil), 1176 nucleotides long. RefSeq lists its product as uncharacterized. Gene Ontology annotation, molecular function: nucleic acid binding. Gene Ontology annotation, biological process: DNA integration. The transcript is spliced from 2 exons. The coding region runs from base 1 to 1176 and encodes 391 amino acids. The record is from RefSeq and is a predicted model, not a curated record. NCBI's taxonomy places the organism in Eukaryota, Metazoa, Arthropoda, Insecta, Coleoptera, Curculionidae.
AUGGGGUCUUUACCUAAACCAAGAGUCGUACCUUCUCGCCCUUUCUAUUAUUGUGGAGUCGAUUACGCUGGGCCUUAUUUACUAAAAGAUGGUAAAACUCGGAAUAGAGUUAAAAUUAAGGCUUAUGUGUGUAUUUUUAUUUGCCUUAGUACGCGUGCCGUUCAUGCUGAGCUCGUAACCGACCUUAGCACAGAAGGUUUUUUGAAUGCCUUUAAAAGAUUUGUCUCUCGUCGUGGUUUGUGUGGUCAUGUAUUUAGCGACAACGCGACUAACUUCGUAGGUUCGAAUAACGAAUUGCUUAAAUUAUGCCAGGUUGUGCGAGAUUCAGUUAACGAAAAAUACCCGAAUUAUUUCUCAGAGCAUAGAAUAACGUGGCAUUUUAUUCCACCCAAAUCGCCUCAUCAUGGUGGUACUUGGGAGUCUGCAGUUCGUUCGUUUAAACAUCACUUAAAGCGUGUUCUCGGCGAUAAUCAUUUAAAUUUUGAAAAUUUUUACACACUACUAACUCAAAUAGAGGCAAUCUUAAACUCCCGCCCAAUUUUACCCCUCACUAAUGACCUCUCCGACCUAGAAGCUCUUACGCCCGGACAUUUUCUGAUCGGCGAAAGUUUAAUCGCAGUCCCUCCAUCGAACGACAUUGAUAUUCCUGCCAAUCGAUUACGUCACUUCAAGCACCUACAACAGCUCGUACAGCGUUUUUGGUCUUUAUGGAGUAAAGACUAUUUGAAUUCAUUACAACAGAGGUCCAAAUGGCAAACUCGCCAAGAAAACGUUAAGGAAGGCAUCCUAGUGUUGCUGAAAGAAGACAACGAGCCUCCUAUGCGUUGGCCAUUGGGACGUAUAGUGUCUGUUCAUCCCGGAAGUGAUAAUUUAUUGGUAGAACAAGUAUCGUCCAUAAAGUAUCUAGUUAAAGACGCUUGCGACCCCAAAACUGAAAUUUUAGCGAAGAUCGAACAGGCCAGACGUACUUUUGCUUCCAUGAAAACCCUCUUCUCCAGCCGAGAUCUAAGCCUCGAACUGCACAUACUGCUGCGUUGCUACAUCUUUCCAGUAUUUAUCUACGGCGCUGAGAGUUGGACACUCAAUCAGACAUUGGGAAACCGCAUUAACGCUUUUGAGAUGUACUUGUAUUGUCGUAUGCUGGGUAUAUCCUGGAUGACUGAGAGUGACCAAUGA